This is a messenger RNA of Bombina bombina (fire-bellied toad), 1383 nucleotides long. It is a transcript of the gene NSMCE4A, whose product is annotated as NSE4 homolog A, SMC5-SMC6 complex component. The record is from RefSeq and is a predicted model, not a curated record. Gene Ontology annotation, cellular component: Smc5-Smc6 complex; nucleus. Lineage: Eukaryota; Metazoa; Chordata; Amphibia; Anura; Bombinatoridae. The transcript has 11 exons. Bases 108 to 1091 code for a protein of 327 amino acids. Gene Ontology annotation, biological process: DNA repair.
UUUGUCCUAUCGUAGAGCGCUUCCGUAGGCGGUAUUUUGUUUUCACUGCGCCAGUUGUGUUGUGAGACCGCUUCAUCUGUGGAAGUUUACGGUGUUGCUGCUGUGUCAUGGCUGGCAGAAAAAAGAGUAACACGGAGCCCGAGGAGCAGGAUGACAACGAAGAUACUGUGGACGACACUAACCGCAGGGAGAUACGACACAAGUACCGGGAACUUAUGCUCAGCAUGCAGCAGAACAGGGAGGACAUGCUGUCAUCUAGGAACAACAAACUUACGGAAGUCCUUGAAGAGGCCAACAAAAUCUUUUCAGGUGUGUCCAGAGCAAGAGAAGCGGCUCUUGAUGCUCAGUUUCUUGUCCUGGCUUCAAAUCUUGGCAAGGAGAAAGCGAGUCAGCUUCAUGCAGAUAUGACUGUGUUUGAUCCAACAUCGUUCACAGAAGACUUGCUCUCAUUCAUGGGCAUAAAUCGCAUGGAAAGCGCCGAAGAUGACAGCGACAAUGAUUUUACUGUUGGUUUUUUACCGUCAGAUGCCUGGCAGAGACUUGGAACAGAAGCUGAUAAAUACUUUAAAAAGACUCCAACUUUUCAUUAUAUGUUGGGUUCAUUCAAGACAGAACCUCCAGCUGUUCGACAAAAGAUUGAAAGGCAGCGGAAGACUAACAAGACAGAGGAAAAGCGAGUUAUGCCUGCUCAGUUGAAAAAAAUGGAAGAAUCUCACCAAGAAGCAACAGAAAAGGAAGUUGAGCGAAUCCUAGGAUUUCUGCAGACAUACUUCAGAGAAGAUCCUGACACACCUAUUUCCUUCUUUGAUUUUGUAAUUGAUCCGGACUCCUUUGCACGUACUGUUGAGAACAUCUUUCACGUAUCCUUUAUUAUAAGGGAUGGAUUUGCAAGGAUAAAACUUGACCAGGACAAGCUUCCAGUGAUAGAACCUGUAGCUCAGGAAAAUGAGACAAAAGUUGACAAGGACAACCAGCCUAGGCAUCAGGGAAUUAUCUCACUUAGCCAACAAGACUGGAAGGAAAUUGUUGAAACAUUUGAAAUUACUGAGCCCAUGAUUCCUGCACCUUCUGCACCAUCAAAUGUAACUUGAGUUUGUUCACAAGAUACUGGUUUUACUAUGGUUUCCCUCAUAUAUUUUUUUACCUACCUCUGGUCAAGAUUUUUAUUUUUAAAUAUUUGUAAAUGUAUAUAAAUUUAUAAGAUAUUGUACAAUUUAGAAUUCAAAGUAUUUUUUAAGAAUCUGUAUAUAUUUUUUAUUUUUAAUUAAAGUUACAUUUAUUAUGUAUAUAUUGUAUUUGGUCAUAUAUGUUUGCAAGAUUGACUUCACAUUUGUAGCUUCUGCACUUCCAUAUUAAAUAAGCUCUUGCAGGCAUUCGUUUAUA